Molecule: messenger RNA, 459 nt
Organism: Vicia villosa (hairy vetch)
Lineage: Eukaryota; Viridiplantae; Streptophyta; Magnoliopsida; Fabales; Fabaceae
Exons: 1
Coding region: 1-459 (152 amino acids)
Source: RefSeq, a predicted model, not a curated record
AUGGGGUUUGGAGAUAAAUGGAGAAAAUGGAUGGAAUUAUUGGUCUUUAAAAGUGACAUGUCGGUUGUGGUUAAUGGGAGUCCCACCAAAGAGUUUGUUGUUAAGAGAGGUUUAAGACAAGGAGAUCCAUUAUCGCCCUUUCUUUCUGUUAUAGUGGCAGAGGCUCUUUCUAGGUUGGUAAGGAAAUCAAUUGAAAUUGGAGAAUAUGAGAAUUUAGUGAUAAAGCGGAGUUGUAGUGUUAAUAUUCUCCAAUUUGCAUAUGAUACUUUAAUGGUAGGCCAAGGGUCUUGGAAGCAUAUAAAGGCUUUAAAAAUUGUGUUGAGAGCUUUUGAGAUAGUCUUGGAUCUUGGCAUCAAUUUUCACAAAAGCAAGUUGAUAGGGAUUAAUAUUUCGCCUCAAUUCUUGGAGGCUGCCUCGUUGUACCUCUCUUGCAAGAUUUGUGAAAAUUGUCAUUAUUGA